Molecule: messenger RNA, 1143 nt
Organism: Puma concolor (puma)
Lineage: Eukaryota; Metazoa; Chordata; Mammalia; Carnivora; Felidae
Gene: GNAL
Product: G protein subunit alpha L
Biological process (GO): adenylate cyclase-activating dopamine receptor signaling pathway; sensory perception of chemical stimulus
Cellular component (GO): heterotrimeric G-protein complex; cytoplasm
Molecular function (GO): G protein-coupled receptor binding; GTP binding; GTPase activity
Source: RefSeq, a predicted model, not a curated record
AUGGGGUGUUUGGGCAACAGCAAGACCGCAGAAGACCAGGGCGUCGAUGAAAAAGAACGACGCGAGGCCAACAAGAAGAUCGAGAAGCAGCUGCAGAAGGAGCGUCUGGCUUACAAAGCGACUCACCGCCUGCUGCUACUGGGCGCUGGUGAGUCGGGGAAAAGCACUAUCGUCAAACAAAUGAGGAUCCUGCAUGUCAAUGGAUUUAAUCCUGAGGAAAAGAAACAGAAAAUCCUGGACAUCCGGAAAAAUGUUAAAGACGCUAUUGUGACAAUUGUUUCUGCUAUGAGUACUAUCAUACCUCCAGUUCCACUGGCCAACCCAGAAAACCAGUUUCGAUCAGACUAUAUCAAGAGUAUAGCUCCUAUCACUGACUUUGAAUAUUCCCAGGAAUUCUUUGAUCACGUGAAGAAGCUUUGGGACGAUGAAGGCGUGAAGGCGUGCUUUGAGAGGUCCAACGAAUACCAGCUGAUAGACUGCGCACAAUACUUCCUGGAAAGAAUCGACAGUGUCAGUCUGGUGGACUACACACCCACAGACCAGGACCUUCUCAGAUGCCGAGUUCUGACAUCAGGGAUUUUUGAGACCCGAUUCCAAGUGGACAAAGUAAACUUUCACAUGUUUGAUGUCGGCGGCCAGAGGGACGAGAGAAGAAAAUGGAUCCAGUGCUUUAAUGAUGUCACGGCUAUCAUUUAUGUUGCGGCCUGCAGCAGCUACAACAUGGUGAUUCGGGAAGAUAACAACACCAACAGGCUCAGAGAGUCCCUGGACCUUUUCGAAAGCAUCUGGAACAACAGGUGGUUACGGACCAUUUCUAUCAUCUUGUUCUUGAACAAACAGGAUAUGCUGGCAGAAAAAGUCUUGGCGGGGAAAUCAAAAAUUGAAGAUUAUUUCCCAGAGUAUGCAAAUUAUACUGUUCCUGAAGAUGCAACACCAGAUGCAGGAGAAGAUCCCAAAGUUACACGAGCCAAGUUCUUUAUCCGAGACCUGUUUUUGAGGAUCAGCACAGCGACAGGGGACGGCAAACAUUACUGCUACCCACACUUUACCUGUGCCGUGGACACCGAGAACAUUCGCAGAGUGUUCAAUGACUGCCGUGACAUCAUCCAGAGGAUGCACCUCAAACAGUACGAACUCUUGUGA